UGUGAGGAUAAAGUAGGCAAUUAUGUUUAAGGACUCGCUGCGGAGGACAAUGAGUUUAUAACGAAUGGGAAAAAGAUUGAUGAAGGGUUGGGGUCCGAAUAGAUGCAACGCCCACAACACAUUUUCUCAACUUUUCCAUCACAGGAUAUUUUCUUUCUGUCUGUUUCUGGACGAAAUUUGCAAGAGCAAGUUAAGACACAAAACUUUUGAGGUAAAAAGUUGAAAAAUGCCAGAGGAGGAAGAACGAGAGAAACUAGCCAAAGUCAUCAGACAGUGGAAUAACAACAGACUGGACCUGUUUGAAAUCAGCCAACCUGAUGAGAACCUGGAGUUUCACGGCGUGAUGCGCUUCUACUUCGAGGAUCACGUUGUCGGCAAUGUCGCCACAAAGUGUCUGCGUAUUUGCAGCAACUCGCCAACUCAUGAGGUCAUUGAAACUCUCUCAGAGAAAUUCAGGCCGGAUAUGAAAAUGCUGACGACUAGUUAUUCUCUGUAUGAGAUCCACACCAAUAAAGAGCGCAAACUGGAUCCGGAUGAGAAACCUUUGGUGGUACAAUUAAACUGGAACUUGGACAACAAAGAAGGACGCUUUGUGCUCAAGAAAGACAGUUCAGAGGAAAGCUGUCAGGAGAAAGAGAAAGGAGGCAUGAUCCAAAACUUUAAGAGGACACUGUCAAGAAAAGGAAAGAAGAAAGAGAAAACUAACGCAGCUGACAAGGUUUCAGAAGAUGAAAACGGGUCAACUGAAAAUCUACUGAACAACAACAGCAUUUGUUUGUGUAGCCUUGAGACACAAAAUAAAAGGCAGCAGAAGCAGCCUGCCGUGGAUCAACCUGGAUUACCAGUUGGAGUUAAAUUCUGUGAUCACUCUGAGGAGCCCUUCCUGUCUGCAGUCAUAAAUUACACCAACAGCUCCACAGUUUAUUUCAAGCUCUCACCUGCUUACAUCCUCUACGUCGCCGGCCGGUUUGCUCUGCAACGCCAUCGCGGCCGAAGCUCUCCGCCCUCAGGACGCACAUACGGUGUAACCUCCAUCACCAACAAAAUGGUGGCCAUGACAGGGAAGGUCAUCCAGAGGCAGCAGACCAUCGCCGGGGCUCUCGCCUUCUGGAUGGCCAACUCCUCUGAGCUGCUAAACUUCCUCAAGCACGACAAAGACCUCGGUCCACUGACACAGCAGAGCCAGCUGGACCUGUCGCACCUGGUGCACAAAGCUUACAGUUGCCUGCUGCAGUGUCUACAGAAUGAAUUAAAGAAACAUUUACCAACUUUUCUGAUCGAUCCUGAGCAACAUGGUCCACUGCCAGCUGGUAUAGAGAUGGUGCUGAACACCCUGAUGAACGCCAUGUCUCUGCUGCGCUGCUGUCGGGUCAACCCAGCCCUCACCAUCCAGCUCUUCUCCCAACUCUUCCAUUUCAUCAGCGCCAGGCUUUUCAACCAGCUCAUGAGCCCAGAGUCCAGCACUCCAGGCCUGCGCUCCCACUACUGGGGCGCUGCUCUCCGCCAGAGGCUCACCGGCAUCGAAGCCUGGGCUGAGCGGCAGGGCCUGGAGCUGGCUGCUGACUGCCACCUGGGACACAUCAUCCAGGCAACCACGCUCCUGACCAUGAAUAAGUAUUCGACGCAGGACGCGAAGGACAUCCAGAGUACCUGUUUCAAGUUGAACUCACUGCAGCUGCAGAUGUUGCUCGUCGGUUACCUCUAUGCAACCAAUGAACCUCACAUCCCCCCUGAUUUGAUCGAUGCCGUCGUGGCUGCUGCCGAGGCCUCGGCUGAUAACCUGAUUCGGAGCGAAGGACGGGACAUCCAGCUGGAGGAGAGCCUCGACCUCCACCUGCCCUUCCUGCUGCCGGAGGGAGGAUACUCCUGUGACACCGUCAGAGGAAUCCCUCAAGGAUUUACAGAGUUUAUGGAGCCGAUUUGCCAGAAAGGUCUCUGCUCUUUGAUGUCUCAGCUGAACUCUAAAGGAGACUGGACCGUACAUUUCAGUGAAUCUGCAGCUUCUGAAGAGAGAACACACCUGGCAGCACACAGGCAGCCAGAGGUUGUGACCAUCACACUGAACAAACCUCUGAACAGUGGGAUGGGGGUCAGCAUCGUGGCUGCAAAGGGAGCAGGGCAGGGUAACAUUGGCAUCUAUAUUAAAUCCAUCGUAAAGGGCGGACCAGCUGAAAUGAACGGCCGGUUAACAGCCGGAGAUCAGCUGCUCAGUGUGGACGGUCAAAGCCUGGUCGGACUCAGCCAAGAAAGGGCAGCAGCGAUCAUGAUGCAAACCGGCCCCGUUGUGACCUUGCAGGUUGCAAAGUUCGGAGCGAGUUAUCAUGGCCUGGGGGCUCUGCUGAGUGAACCAACUCCAGAGAGAACUACUGGCGAUCGAGGCCUCGCUAAGCCAAACGGUAAAGCGUUCAUGCUGUACAGCGUCAUGGAUCCUGGACCUUCAGAGCAUCUCCACAGAGGCAGCAGACGACAGAAAGAGCAGAUAAUGCAGAGAAACAGGCAACUUUAUCGCUCCAACCCCAACAUGACCACAGACAUUUGCCUGGAGGAUGAAGAUGAACCUGGUGAACCUGCUGUCAGAGGAAACCACAACUUCGCUUCGGUUUCCAGCAUCAACCUCUGCACUGAUACAUUUCACAGGGAAUACUUGACGCUUCCGACCCCUAAAUCCCAGGACAAGGGCAUAUCUGAAUCCAGUCGACCGCAGCAAACAUUCAAAGCAUCUUUGAGACCUUUAGAUGGACAGAGAUCCAAUCAGAGGACCUUCAUGCGCCAGGCCCAGUCACAGGAGAACUUGUGUAUGGACAGUGGAGGCCCCCUGCUGGACAAAAGGCAGAAGGACCAGGCAGCAAAGCAAACCACGAGCCACUACUCAUCUUUCCCGAUUCGCUCGAGCGUUUCCACCCACGACAUCCUCUCUGAGAGCACAAAACCACAGCAGGGAAGUCGCACGAGCAACGCCGGUGUCUGGAGAACGCCGUUUUCACAGCAUUCAGCACCAACUCCUUCAGUCCAACCAAUACGCAUCGACAUCCCCAUAACCAGAGCAGUGAGCACCCAGUCAAACCCUCCACUCACCACCUUCCAAGUGAAGAUGAACCAAACUCUCAAAGUCAACAAGCAGAGUCCUCAAGCCGGUCAGAUAUACGCAUGUUCAGUUUCUGCAAUUAAGAAGCUACCUCAGUCCUCACAGCAGCAAAGAAACCAAGCAACCAAACCCCAAGUGAGCAUCACUCCAACCAAACACGUCUCCUUCCAAGAGCCUCCCCAUCAGCAGAAGAAGAGCUCAGGCCCUGUGAAGCAGAAAGACCCCCAGGAGAUGUCGGGCCCCUGGAGGAGGGAGGCCCAGGAGAAGCUGGAGAAGCAGCAGAGGCUUCAGGUGGUGGAGCUGCUGCAGCAGGAGGUACAGGAGCUCCAGGCCAAAGCCAAGCGCUCGGCGGAGGAGAACGACCGACUGCGGAAGCUGAACCUGGAGUGGCAGUUUCAGAAGAGGCUGCAGGAGGUUCAGCAGAGGGGAGAGGACGAAGAUGAGGAGGAGGAUGAAGAUUUGGAUAUGAUGGUGACGCUACAGCAGCUGGAGAAAAGAGUGCAGAAUAAGAAAAGGGAGAGUAAUGAGCUGGAGAAGCAAGCAGGAACUCACCUCUCCCAGAAGGAAGAUAGAGCAAAGACUGAUCAGAAACCAAGCGAACCAAGUCGACGUGUUCACAACGUGGAAUCAAGAGAUAAUCAGGAGGAGAAAAUGAGGAGAGUGUCGGCUCCUGAGAAGCUCACCUUCAAGGAACGUCAGCAUCUCUUUUCUCUGGCGUCCAGUGCAUAAAAGCAGCUUAAAGCCUUUUAAUCAAAUCAGAAAAACGUCUAAAUAAAGCAAUGUAAUAAUCUGCGAGCAGAGCGACGGUGUACAGCAACAUGUUAAAAAGUAGAACGCAUUUGCACUAGAAAUGUUGGAGUAAUUUCUACAUUUAAGCUGAGUACUAUUGUCUGUAUCAAUCACUCUUUGGAUUUAUCAACUGUUUACACAUUAUUUUUCAUGUUUUCCAUAUAAUAAAGCCUUAAUUUAGGAGUA
This is a messenger RNA of Amphiprion ocellaris (clown anemonefish), 4060 nucleotides long. RefSeq names its product afadin. Gene Ontology annotation, biological process: signal transduction; regulation of protein localization. The record is from RefSeq and is a predicted model, not a curated record. Gene Ontology annotation, molecular function: cell adhesion molecule binding. NCBI's taxonomy places the organism in Eukaryota, Metazoa, Chordata, Actinopteri, Pomacentridae. The coding region runs from base 227 to 3814 and encodes 1195 amino acids. The transcript has 24 exons. Gene Ontology annotation, cellular component: adherens junction.